Messenger RNA from Laetiporus sulphureus 93-53, 820 nucleotides. RefSeq lists its product as uncharacterized. Lineage: Eukaryota; Fungi; Basidiomycota; Agaricomycetes; Polyporales; Laetiporaceae. Bases 338 to 820 code for a protein of 160 amino acids. The transcript has 5 exons. The record is from RefSeq and is a predicted model, not a curated record.
GCUCAUCCCGGCGCAGCACUGGAGUAGACGUCUCAAGCGCUACAUGCCGUUCCAGCAGUUACGGUAGACUGCAAUAAAAAAAAGCAUAGCAUGACGAAGUCUACGUGGUAUUUUUAUUCGUGCCAACAACUCAGUGGGACCAAUGAUCCAUAAAUUGCGGUGCUCCGAUGAUUGGGUCAUUGAAGUAUGGGUGCUCGUACGAAUGCCACAAAUCUAUCUACAGUCCUGGUCUGCGUUUUACAUUGACCGAUGCAGUGGCCAAGGUGAUCCAGGGUUCACGAUGUCGGUUCCACCUCGCAUCUCCGCGGAAUAGAAAUCAGGCUUUCUGACAGACAUCAUGGUGCCCACAUGGGGGAUUUUGCACUGCAAUUGUUUAAUGGGUCCUUUCCGUGUCAGACGACAUGCGAACGCAUUAGGAACUGAAACAAAGACUUCCGUUCGCCCCUUGUGUCCGUGGAAGUCCUCAAAUUUCAGAAUAGGUGGUGCACCGCCUUUUUCCAACGGAGGUAGCAAGACGACACAGAAGAUGGCCUUCGGAGAUUUGAGACUCGCUGACAUCACCGUCAGAACGUACGGCAGGAGCAACAUGCCUGACUUUCGUAUGGAUCUGAAUAAUUGGCUUCAGGCCAACUCCAUACCCAGCGCUUUGACUUGGAAGAUCAGCUCAAGGGGCCCGAAGCAUGCCCCUACUUGGAUCGCAGUCGCCUACAUUGACGAGAUCGAGUACGGAGCAGGCAGCAGGGCAACUAAGGGCGCCGCAAUGGAGGUGGCAGCUGAACAAACGCUGAGAGCUCUCAAGCGCAAGGCUUCUGGACGUUAA